ACGUUUCACUUUUCAGGUAUUGAAGUUGAGAGAUGUCUGCGCCAUAACAGCCAUCGUUUCUUGCUAAACUGUGGUGCCAAAUCAUUGCCGGGGACAACAGAAAAGCAAAAGUAUCAUAAUGCGACCUCUUAACUUUUUACAGCCAGCUUGGAGGGCCACAAUCGUACUGAAUGCUGGGAUAGGAAGCAUGGCUGCUACGGGAAAGAGAUCGGUUCUGUUCGUCUGCCUCGGUAAUAUUUGCCGUUCCCCUAUGGCGGAAGCGGUAUUUGCCCAUACUGUCAAAGAACAUGGAUAUGCUGAUGAAUGGACAAUUGAUAGUUGUGGAACUGCUGAUUAUCAUAUAGGCAAGCAACCUGACAAACGCGGUAUUGCUUAUUUGAAGAGUCAAAACAUUCCUGUUAACCAUCGUUGCCGGGAGAUAACCCAGGAAGAUUUUACAAAAUUUGAAUACAUUUUUGGAAUGGAUAACAGUAACAUGCAAAAUAUAAAUCGUGUUAAACCCAAAAAUUCUACUGCAAAAGUUGAACUGUUUGGUUCAUAUGACCCCAAAGGUCAACUUAUUAUUGAAGAUCCUUACUAUGGAGGAGAUGAAGGUUUUGAAGAAGUUUUUGAGCAGGUGACCCGAUGCAGUGAGGGAUUUCUUAAAAAGAUUUAUGGAAAACCAUGAUAGUUCCCUUCCUUGUAGAUGUUCUCCAGUUAAAUCUCUG
Saccoglossus kowalevskii is the source of this 707-nucleotide messenger RNA. Its product is annotated as low molecular weight phosphotyrosine protein phosphatase-like. Gene Ontology annotation, cellular component: cytoplasm. Gene Ontology annotation, biological process: protein dephosphorylation. The record is from RefSeq and is a predicted model, not a curated record. NCBI's taxonomy places the organism in Eukaryota, Metazoa, Hemichordata, Enteropneusta, Harrimaniidae. Gene Ontology annotation, molecular function: non-membrane spanning protein tyrosine phosphatase activity; acid phosphatase activity.